Sander lucioperca (pikeperch) is the source of this 4176-nucleotide messenger RNA. RefSeq lists its product as uncharacterized. Gene Ontology annotation, biological process: positive regulation of DNA-templated transcription; regulation of telomere maintenance via telomere lengthening; telomere capping. Gene Ontology annotation, molecular function: DNA-binding transcription factor activity, RNA polymerase II-specific; telomeric repeat DNA binding; RNA polymerase II cis-regulatory region sequence-specific DNA binding. Gene Ontology annotation, cellular component: nuclear body; nucleus; shelterin complex. The record is from RefSeq and is a predicted model, not a curated record. The coding region runs from base 96 to 3965 and encodes 1289 amino acids. NCBI's taxonomy places the organism in Eukaryota, Metazoa, Chordata, Actinopteri, Perciformes, Percidae. The transcript has 14 exons.
CGCCCCCACAGCGCGCCAUCUGUAGAAGUCAUGCCGUCUGUUUUAGCAAAACUGACUACUUAAAUAAUUACUUAUUUACGUGAAGUACUACGAGAAUGGACGGAAUGCUGAACUCUGAAAAGUGGACUGAUGCGGAGGUGAAGGCGCUGCUGGUCUUGUACGCCACCGAGGAGGUGCAGAGGAACCUGGGAGGAUCCACAAAAAACAUUAAAAUCUUCGGGAAAAUCUCCAGUGAGCUAGCGCAAAUGGGGAUUUACCACACGGUCAAGCAGUGCAGAGAGAAGGUGAAGAAGCUGAAACAAGACUACAAGAAGAUAAAGGACCACAACAACCAGAGCGGUGCAAAUCGCAAAACGAGCAAGUGGUACGCCACACUGGACGGUAUUCUUGGCCACCGUCCACCAUACUCUGGCAACGCCGCCACGAAGGACUCUGCCACCGGGUUCUUGCAGACGAUCGUCGGCUCCGAGAACACUCCACCGUCGGAUGAGAUUCUUCAAGAAAUGUGGGCGCGCCACACCGUUCCGUGGACGGUUAACGAGGUGCAGACGUUCCUCAGCAUCAUGGGUGAAGAGGAAAUACAGCGAGAGCUGGAUGGAGCAGCGAGGAAUAAAACGGUUUUUCAGCUCGUUUCUCGGCGCAUGGCUGCCCACGGCUUCCAUCGCACGUACGAGCAAUGCAGGAUAAAAAGUAAAAAGCUCAGGAGCGACUACAGGAGAAUCAGGGACCUCAACAGUCAGAGGGGUGUAAAUAGGAAAAGCUGGAGAUGGUUCGACAUGAUGGACGCCAUCUACGGCCACAGGCAGGCGAGCAUUGGAAGAGAGGGGGGCAUCGACUCGGCCACGGCUUUGCUGGAGUCCAUGGUGCAGGCGCACGAUUCCACGUCUACAAGAAACGACACAAGCGCUGGUUGUAAGGAUUCAACCACCUCUUCCUCCGGUGAUGUUAGUUUGGACACGCCUAAUUCUCCGGCACCGACAACCUCCAGCAGCAACAUGACGCCGCAGCGUCUAGUAAUGGAUUCCACCACUACGACUAACAUUCCUGUAAGCUACAACAUCACCUUCAUCCCCUGCCCUCCACCAGCCCAAACACCUUGCCCCACAGAGGACUCACAAGACCCAGGUUCCUACUCCAUGCAAGUAGAAGAUGUUGGCAUCCCGUGUAAGAGUACAACAGUGACUCUCUCUGCACUGGAAAUGUCCGACAAAGAUAGGCCCUUGCACUUCUGGUCAAGUGAAGAGGUCCAAGCACUGUUGACACUUUGGGGAAAUCCCGCUGUUCAAGAAGAGCUUCUCCUCAACAUGAGGAAUAAUAAAGUUUACACUAGCCUCAGUACUAAACUAGCGUCACUUGGAUUCAACAAGUCACCACAGAAGUGCAGGGAGAAAAUCAAAAAACUGAAGCAGGAGUACAAGAGAAUCAAAAGCAGUCAGCACAACAGCAGCCGUAGAAGUGUAUGGUUUGCCAUCAUGGAUGACAUCCUCAGUUCCACGGCUGCAGCAGCAAGAUGGUCAGAAACCGCAGAGCCCUCACUGCUCAGUCAGUCACAGUCUGCCCUGGAUGUAGAUACGGAUGAUGACACCCAGUGGUUGCCUGAUGAAGUCCAAGUUCUGAUGACCCUCUGGGCACAACCAAACAUUCAGAAACAGCUUCUCAACACAGCAACAAACAACAAGGUCUUUGUAUACCUCAGCAGUGAACUCACGUUUGUGGGGUUCAACAAGACGCCACAUCAGUGCCGUCUUAAAGUGAAUAACCUUAAGGAGGAGUACAGGAGAAUCAAGGAAUUGGAACCAUACAGGGACGUACGAAACGACUGGUUUGCUAUUUUGGAUGGCGUCCUUGGCCCUGGUGGAGAGACUUCUACAGAGGUGGAUUCCUCUGCUGCGCUGACACAACCUAAUUCACCAGAAGUCGAGCAUGUGAAUGAUAUGUCGCGGGCUGUUUGGACAUCAGAUGAAAUAAAAGUGCUGCUCACCCGAUGGGCAGAGGAGAGCAUCCAGGAGCAGCUUAGAUCAACUCCGAGAAACGAGAGAGUGUUCGCUCAGCUGAGCUCCGAGCUUGCCACUCAGGGCUUUGAUAAAACCACCAGCCAGUGCAGGUCCAAAAUAAAAUUGCUGAAACGAAAGUACAGAAAGACUAAGGAACAGAAGGAAUCUAAAAAGCCGAAAAGCAGAUGGUUUGCCAUCAUGGAUAAAGUCCUUGGUCGUUGUAAACCAGUGUCUGAGAUUGAACAAGAAGCUGAAGUCAUGGAUUCAGCCCCUACAUUUCUACAGACAUCACAGCAAGACCUUUCUGAAACAGUAGAAGACUUAGGUUGCCGCCUGUCCGUCUCCUCGCUGUGUCUCCUGGUUCCAACCCUGCGUCUGAUGUGUGCCUUUGCCUGGCGAGUGAUCCAGUGUUGUAAUGUCCUACAUUAUGGAAAGGUGGAGGAGCUGGUGAGGUUGGUGACAGAGCUGGCUCCAGAGUUGCUGACGCCCAGAGAGAGAGUGCAACUCCUGCUCAGACUAAGGGCAAGGAUGGUGUUGGAUUUGUGUCGCAGUGAGAGCACAGCUAACCUCCUGUAUAUCCAGCCCCACCUGACGGUCAUUCAAAACCUCACAACGGGCUCCACUUGUGAUCAGGAGGAAUUGGAAAAUUCUAAGUCAAACUUUGUGGACGUUGUUCAUACCCUGCUCGAGGACACGGAGAAGAGAAAUAUGUUUUUCAAGGAGGUCUUCCACAUCCACUAUGGCCAGCAAUAUGAGGCCACAUUGCAGACAUUAGUAUGGAAAUUCAUCUCAAAACUGGAUAAUCUUUUGCCUGUACCAGAUAUUAAACAGACUGCUGAGUGGCUCAGCGCUGCCCCCUCUGUCAUGGAAGAAUGUGGACAGCUGGUUUUGGAACCAGAGCAGCUGAAGGCGCUACUGCACUUCCACCAGCAUCAGUCAGGAAGCACAAACAAACGCUACUCUCAAACUCAGAAUAUGUUUUUGCCGAGGCUGUCUCUUCCUCACGAACCAAACUCGAGGCAACUCGCUUCAGAGCAACAGGCAUCGUCUACAGGCGACACAGAUGAUGGACAGUCUGAUUAUAGCGAGGAAAACCAAAGUGAUGACGAACUGGCUCUGGAGGACCGUAGCAAAGGAGAUGAAGUCCUGAAGUUAAAAGAAGAACCAAGCGAUGACCUAACGGCAGUAAACUGCUCAAAUUUAAACAAUCAUACGCCUUUAGGACUGCACACCUGCUCUUUGUGUCCCUACUCUGACAGCCAAGUGUCAGGUCUUCUGCAGCACAUCAGAAAGGCACAUCUGAGUCAGGAACCCAGCCGACUGCAGUCUAAAGAACCUAGGACAGCCAAUGGCCUUCAGAAAGUAGACACUGAAACAUGCACUCCUGAGACAAUGCCCUUACACUGCGACAAGUGUGAGAAGACAUACUCCUCGAGGGCGUCUCUGAAUGUGCACCGCCGGAUUCACACGGGCGAGACGCCAUAUUUGUGUUCGCACUGUGGCCGGGGCUUCAGAACUUCAAGUGGCCUUGAUUUUCACGUUCGCAUACACACAGGAGACCGGCGCUAUAAAUGUCCCAUUUGUGGGAAGACUUCAAUCCAGCACAUGAUGAGACACAUGCGGAUGCACAGAGGGGAAAAGAACUUUCUGUGUACAGAAUGUGGGAAAGCUUUUCUCACCUCUGGGGAGUUAAAGCUACACAUGAGGUCUCACACGGGCGAGCGCCCGUACACGUGCAAAGACUGCGGGAAGGGUUUCACAGCAAAAUGCCUAUUGACGGUUCAUAUGCGCCGUCAUACAGGAGAGCGUCCUUAUAGGUGUUCAGUUUGUCCGAAAUCCUUUAAGACUUCGAGAAUGCGGAAAAGGCACAUGAUGAUCCACUCAAACAACAAGUCUUUCCAGUGUUUAAAGUGCGGUAAAAUCUUCAGGCAUGAAGACACUUUUAAUAUGCAUGUUCAGACACACAAUUAAAAGUAGUAGCUGGUGUUUUUAUACAACAGUUGUAAAAUAUUUGUAUGUCAUUCUGGUUUAAACAGUGUAACUUUCAGUUUGGCCAAGCAGUCUGAUUUGUUUUAGAUAUUCCCAUAUCAUCUGUAAGCCAGUAUUGACCCUGCUUAUGUAUCAGCAAGGCUCAAGGAAUCAAUUUAAAUUUACAUUUACUGUGUAAGAAUAUGGUACCUCC